Molecule: messenger RNA, 6925 nt
Organism: Alligator sinensis (Chinese alligator)
Lineage: Eukaryota; Metazoa; Chordata; Crocodylia; Alligatoridae
Product: tyrosine-protein phosphatase non-receptor type 20
Exons: 46
Coding region: 46-6591 (2181 amino acids)
Biological process (GO): protein dephosphorylation
Cellular component (GO): cytoskeleton
Molecular function (GO): protein binding; protein tyrosine phosphatase activity
Source: RefSeq, a predicted model, not a curated record
UUUGGCACCCUAUCCUCAUUGGGAAGCUAGCAGACUGCGGAGUGGAUGCCUACACAGUCAGAGAUGAGCAGCUACUGUGUGACUCUGGCUGAGGUCCUGCAGGCAAAGGGAUGUGCUCUGGAGGAACAGGACAUAUGGGCACUCUUACUCCUGGCCACAGAGCAGCUUCUUAAGGACCUCCACAAAGAUCAUAUUAUCUCAGUAAUUUGCCCAGGGUCAGUGUUGCUGUCAGCUGGAGGAGGUUUGUCUUUCCAAGACAAUGCAUCUCACUCAGAGAUUGCCCUAUUCUGCGCACCAGAAUUGCUCCAUAAAACCAAGCAUGUUGGAAUAACACAGGUGCUGCUAUAUUCAUUAGGAAUGACCCUCUACUGGGCAGCUGAUUAUCAGAUUCCCCCAAGCCAGUCCCUUCAGAUGAGCAAUCAGUUGCAUAACCUUCUGCUGACAUUGUGUGAAGAUCAGCCACAUAGAAGACUUUCCCCAGAAUCCAUUUUGGAGGCCUGCAUAGAACAUCAAAAGGAAUCAUCCUCUUCUCCAGCAGCCAUUUACAUAAAGGGACUGGUCAGACUUGUACUGGGAAGCAUCACUGAGGUGGAACAGGCAGUUACUGAAGACAGCAGAGCUAUUCAGCUUAAAAGGAGUCAUGUGAUAAGAAAAAGACUACACAAGAAAACAUCUGAAAGCAUCUCAGCUCUGCCCCCUCAGCUGAAUUUUCAUCAAGGCUCCAGGUUAAUGAAUUGUAGUCGGUCUGCAGAGGAUUACAGACAACUUGUUGUGGAUUAUAGUGACUUGAACGGGAUUUCAGAAAGUACUUCUUUGAUAUUAUCUAACCGGGGACUGAGAAGAGGCAGACCUCUACCAGCACAGAGGUCAUGGGACCCAUGCUUGAAUGGUUUGAGGACACAAAGUGGCUACAAACUCUUCAAUAACAGAUCGGCCAGUGCUAUGGAUGAAAAGCCUACCAGUACUCAGAAGAAUAGCAAGCACAACCUGAUAAAUUUAGAUUCUACCUUCUCUGUGUCUGCAAAGGACUCCUCAGCAGCUGCUGCAUCUCAGAGAUGUUUGUUCAAAAGAAAAUAUAAGUUUUCAGGUCCAGAAUUUAUCAUUCUCUCCAGGGAACCACCAGUGACCUUGCAUCUACCUGGAUCAAUUGUGACUAAGAAGGGAAAAUCCUAUAUGUCUCAAAGGGAUCUCAGCAUCAUUCUGCUCAAUGGGCAGUGCCUAGAGGUCAAAUGUGACAUCAAGUCUAAGGCAAGAGAUAUCUUCAGUAUGGUCAUGGCAUAUACAAAUCUACCGGAACACUUCUACUUCGGCUUAGCUUACUUGAAAGGUAAAGAGUUUUUCUUUCUGGAUGAUGAGACCAAGAUCUACAAAACGGCUCCAGAAGGCUGGAAUGACCAACCCAAGAGAAAAACUUCUAUCAUUAACUUCACUCUCUUUCUGAGGAUAAAAUUCUUUGUCAGCCACUUUAGUGUUAUCCAGCACAGUCUGACACAGCAUCAGUUCUACCUGCAGCUUCGUAAAGAUAUUCUGGAUGAGCGAUUGUACUGCAAUGAUGAGAUUAUCCUGCAGCUAGGUGCUUUAGCAUUACAGGCAGAAUUUGGAAAUUAUUCUCCUGAGAUGCAUGGGAAGAACUAUUUUCGUGCAGAAGACUACAUCCCUGCAAGCCGAAUAGAGAAAAUGACCCUGGUGUAUGUACAGCGAGAACUUGCUAAACUGCAUCAUAUGACCUGCUCCCUCUUUGAAGAUGAAGCUGAACUAGAGUUUCUAAGGGUGACUCAGCAGCUCCCUGAAUAUGGCGUGCUAUUCCAUCAUGUGUUCCAAGAGAAGAAGGCAGCAGGAGUUGAUACUGUCCUGGGAAUCUGUGCCAAAGGCAUCAUUGUGUAUGAUGUGAAAAACCACACAAGAAUUGCCGUCUUAAGGUUCCAGUGGCAGGAAAUGGAGAGGAUUUCAGCUCAUAGAAAAAAGUUCAUGAUUGAAAGCAGUUUCAAAAAACACAAGUUCAUCACUGACACGGCAAAGACCUGUAAAUAUUUGCUGCACCUCUGCUCUGCUCAGCACAAAUUUAAUGCACGGAUGAGUUCCUUUCAUCUUCGGCAAGCUUCAUCAGAAAGCAAAUUUUUGGAAACAGAUCAAAUGAAUGCCACAUAUGCAGUUCAACAUGAACACUUUGUCUUGUCUCAAAGAAUGUCUCAUUCAGAAAAUUUGCUGUGCAGGACUGAUUUGGAAAAUGCAGAUGCUGGGAUGAUGAGUAGGUCUUGUGAUAGCAUCAGUGUGGAAACCAACAAUGUGGUUGGAGACAAAAGCAACCUAGGCAGCUCACCAUCAGGAUUGUCCCAGACAGAAGUGCACAUUAAUUUAAAUGAAAACCAAAGAAGUUAUGACUAUCUCUCUAUCCGCUCAAAUCAGAAUAUAGCCAGCCCAUCAUGUUCACCAGUUAGCCAAAAGGAGAUUGUGUUAAGUGGACUGGAAAGAGAAAUUAUUUGUGUCCAUUUAAAACGUGAUUCUCAAAAUGGCUUUGGUUUCGUAAUUAUUGGAGGAGAAAAUGUGGGGAAAUUAGACCUUGGAAUCUUUAUUGCUUCAGUUAUUCCCGGAGGACCUGCAGACAGAGCUGGGCACAUCAAACCAGGUGGAAGACUCAUAUCUGUGAAUAAUAUUAGUCUUGAGGGUGUUUCUUUUAAUACUGCAGUUAAAAUUAUACAGAGUGCUCCUGAUGAAGUGGAACUGAUCAUCUCUCAACCAAAAGACAUGUAUGAGGAAGGAAUAAAGGAAGAGAAAAAUCUGUCAAGAAAAAGCAGCACCAGUGAGUCUGAGAAAACUUGCAUAGACAGUGGGAGAAAAAGAAUACAAGGCUGCCAUACAGGACCCUCCAAGGAAAAAGACAUAAAUAUAGAUGAACUUGAAAAGGUUCUUUCUUGGAGUUUGGCACCAGAAUUGGUUAACAAGAUUUCUGUUCUUUCAGUUGACCACAUGGAUGUGGAGGAAACUGACUCCUUUCACUCAAUGCCUCCCGCUGAAGUCAAUUCAAAUGGAAUCUACACCGUGGAGCUGGUUAAAGAUGACGGGACUUUGGGAAUCAGUGUGACUGGUGGAAUUAACACUAGUGUGCGUCAUGGUGGGAUAUAUGUGAAGUCGCUUAUCCCUAAAGGACCAGCUGAUAAGGAUGGACAAAUAAAAAUAGGUGAUCGCUUGCUAGAAGUGGAUGGGAUCAGCUUAUGUGGCAUUACACACAAGCAGGCUGUGGAAUAUCUUAAGAAAGCUGGCCAGGUUGCAAAGCUGGUUCUAGAAAGGGGCCAUCAUGAUUUAGCAGAGAGAUGCCCAGCAGCUAAUGACAGAAAGGAAGGAAAAUGUCCAGUCACCUUCUUGGCUGCUUCCUCAUCAGAUGAUCCUAAGGGCUACCCGUUUGCAACAGAUGAUAAUACAUUUGAAGUCAAACUGAUAAAGAAUUCUGGAGGCCUUGGCUUCAGUUUUCUGCAGAUGAAAAGAGACGCUUGCAAACACCUUGGAGGAAAUAUUGUGAGGAUCAAAAGACUCUUUCCUGGGCAGCCAGCUGAAGAGAAUGGAGAAAUUGAAGCUGGAGAUGUCAUUUUAGCUGUGAAUGGGAAACCUAUUCAAGGACUCUCAUAUCAGGAUGUCCUCCACUUGCUAAGAGGUGCUCCUCCAGAAGUCACACUUCUUCUCUGCAGACCACCUAAAGGUGAUCUACCAGAAAUAGACCAGAGUGCAUUGACUCCAGCACCUUCUCCAGUUAAGGGGCUUGUGGCAGUGACAUUGGCCAGUCCAGAUGCUACUAACAGUUUGAGUCAAUCUGCUAGAGAGGCUGAUUGUACCUUGCCAGAAUGUCAAGACAGCCAGGAUUUUCCAGCUGUGGCUUCUUGCAGUAAACUCCCUGAAGAAGAAAGCCCACCACAUGAGAAGCAGAAGAUAGGAGCCCCACAUGAGAAGCCUCUGGACAAAUCAGCAGCCCAGGGCACAUGUUCCUACCAGCAUCUCUGGAAAUCCUACCAGGAAAAUAUCCCUACUGAGGCUUUUCGCUCUCUGGAGGAAGAGGUGAGGCAGAAUUGCUACUCACCAUGUGAAUUUGGAAGGGCUGAAAGCCCUGUGUUUGACAGGAGUGAUGGUGACCUAUUGAGCAUGUAUUGCAUACCUGAAAUUCUCUCUCUUGCCCCUGUUGACGAGGAAUAUCUCGCCAUCAGCUCAACAUCUCCGACCUCGCUCUCAUGUGGUGGAAGUUCUGAAACAGCUUCUCCAGCUAUAGCCGCCCCGCAACCCUGGGCACCUAGCAGACUCUCAGUCUCCUCGCCUACUAGAAAACCAAGCAACAGUGACAAUGAAUGGGAGGAUGUAGAUGAAUUGGAGGGAGAAGAGGAGGAGGAAGACUAUACUUGGGAAACUGAGAUCUCUGUGACUUUGACAAGGUCUGAGAACAAUGGUUUUGGAUUCACAGUGGUUCUUAAUAAACUGGACAACUGCCUGUAUGUUGAUGAGAUCCGGAAUGAUCCUGCCUUGUCUGAUGGAAGGCUGAGAAGAGGAGACAGAAUCAUUAUGGUGAAUGGAGUUGAUGUCACAGUGUUACCAUGCCAUGAAGCCCUGAAACUGCUACAGAGCUGUCCUUGCAAUCUGAGCCUGGUGGUUGGACGGGGUAACAAUGACCUCUAUCCCUCUGUCACAGUGGAUGAUAUUCCUGAAAUUAUACUCACAAAAGGUGACAAUGGACAGUUAGGUUUGAAGUUGACAGGAGGAGCUAGAAGCAAAUUACAUGGUAUCUAUGUUCUUGAGAUAGUACCUGGUUCUCCUGCCAGUAUAGAAGGCAGUUUGCAACCACACGACCAGAUUCUCUACAUCUGUGGGUUACGGACUGAGGGCAUCAACCUGGACGAAGCUAUAAGGGCAAUUGAAGCUGCAAGCCAGUAUGUCCAGAUCAAAGCAAUAAGAAAUGGCAAUCCAGUGGUUCCCAUAGAGCAGCAAAAUACCAAACACUCAGAGGAAGAUAGUUGCAGUGCUGAACAAAGUACAUUUGAAUUAGCAAAUGCCCAGAACGGUAUAAUCAAUAUUGAGUUGGAGAAAACAGCAAAUGGGAACCUAGGAUUUGCCCUGAUAGGGGGCAGAAAUGGUGGUGCUCUCCUAAUAAAGGCCAUCAGCCCAGGCAGUAUCACUGAUCUUGAUGGGAGGCUUCAAGUUGGUGACAUCUUGCUAAAGGUGAAUAGGACAUUGGUGUCUGGUCUGCCGCGCUGUAUGGUGGUAGAUCUUCUACGCCAGGCUCAAGGAAUUGUUCGGCUCACCGUCUGUCGAAGCACAGCUUUGCACCGGGCUUCUUCAGGCAGCCAGAGCAAUACAUCUUCCCCCCUGAGCACAGCAGCACAGUCAGAUGAGUGUGGUGGCGAGCGAGGCCUUGGAGACCAGCCCAACUUCACUGUCAAAGGAGAGGAAGAGCAAUCCAGUCAGAUGUGCAGCAAGGAUUCAGAAAGCAAAUGUAGUCCCCCCCUGCAAGAUUAUUCAGCAGAACAAGUUUAUCAGGAUGUUACCAAUGUUGCUGCAGGCAGAUCCCAGAUAUACACUGGGCAUGAAAGCAGCUUUAGGAGAAACAGCCAGGAGUCUGACUCAGACAGCUGGAACAGUGAAGAUGAUGCGUCUCGGCGGAUUUCCAAUUUACCUAGAGGUAGCAUCCUUGUGUCUGAAGAUGAACUGACUGAGUUGACUUAUAUUAAGCCAGUGCCAACUGGGGUAGGUCUGAGGACUGGCAUGAAAAAUCUGAUUCGAGCCCUUCAGCAGCAGAUUGAGAAGCAGGACAUCUUAAAGGAAUUUUUGGCUCUAGAACACAUGAAACCACUUGAUGACUGCAAAGUUGGUAAAGCACCAGAAAACAGAGAGAAAAACAGAUACCGAGAUAUCCUUCCAUAUGAUGAGACACGAGUACCUCUGGGAGAAAACAAGGCUUAUAUUAAUGCAAGUUACAUCAGAAUUCCUGUUGGACAAGAGGAGCAUUUCUAUAUUAUAACCCAAGGUCCUCUGCCUUCCACCACAGCUGAUUUCUGGCAGAUGGUUUGGGAGAACCAAUCAGAUGUGAUUGCCAUGAUGACAAAAGAAGUGGAACUUGGAAAAAUCAAAUGUCAUCAAUACUGGCCUGAACCUCCAUGUGUUUCUGUGGACCUGGCUCAAUUCCACCUGAGGCUGGACAAUUACCAGAUCCUAGAUUAUUUUAUAAUUAGAAUAAUAGAACUGAUUAAUAAACAGACAGAAGAAAAACGGUUUAUAAAACAUUUACAGUUUACCACCUGGCCAGACCAUGGCACUCCUAAACUAGCAGAACAGCUGGUAAAAUUCAUUUGUUACAUGAAAAAAGUUCAUCAGACAGGACCUAUAGUUGCUCACUGCAGUGCUGGGAUUGGAAGAAGUGGGGUUCUACUAUGUGUAGAUAUUUUGCUGAGCUACAUAGAGAAAGAUCUGUGUUUCAACAUCAAACAGAUAGUGAGAGAGCUGCGACAUCAGCGCUUUGGCAUGAUUCAAACAAAGGAUCAGUAUCUAUUCUGUUAUGAAGUUGUGCUCAAAGUCCUGCAGAACAUUCAAGCCAUGGAUUCCCAUCAACUGCAAUAAGUACCCCUGCCAUAGCUGUUCAUCUUGGAGUCCCUGCAUUACUUCAUUCUAAAAGGCUGUUAAGCCAGCACAGAGAGGCGCUGUACUGAAUAUAUUAUACACCGUCUUACUUUCUACACUAUUAGAUUAUGAUAUUUGAAGCAUUUCUAAAUCAGCAUAAUGUGAGCUAAAUGUCACAUAGAUUUUGGCUCUAUAUAUUGAAAAAUUCUCAGCAUCACGAUGCCACUAUCGGGUUAUCACAGACAGUAAUUCGGAUGCUCUGCUUUGCAGCAUAUUGGUGGCUAGAACAACAAUGUUGACUAGUGGCAAAGAGAUGACACACCUUAUGAAGGAC